Molecule: messenger RNA, 7477 nt
Organism: Asterias rubens (European starfish)
Lineage: Eukaryota; Metazoa; Echinodermata; Asteroidea; Forcipulatida; Asteriidae
Product: general transcription factor 3C polypeptide 1-like
Exons: 35
Coding region: 302-7078 (2258 amino acids)
Biological process (GO): 5S class rRNA transcription by RNA polymerase III; transcription initiation at RNA polymerase III promoter
Cellular component (GO): transcription factor TFIIIC complex
Molecular function (GO): DNA binding
Source: RefSeq, a predicted model, not a curated record
ACCACCGUUAAACCAGCAUAGCGCCCUCAUUUUUGUGUUGGUGCAAUAUUAAUUAAAAACACAGUCCACAUGUUAAAGACCACCCCCCCACACUCAGCUCAACUUCAGCUCUGGAACUUUGAAUUUGUUCAUAUUAUAAUUUGCUUCACUGUUUGGCAGAACUGGUGCCAUUUCUGCGGGUACAAACUACCUACCAACUCUACACGAGGGAAUCCCAAACUAUUGUUGAUCGCAAGGAAGUGUGUGUGAUUGAAGCCAAGUUUUUUGUGAUUGACUAUGAGGUGGGAACUCAUCAGUUGAGAUGGCUUAUCUUCAUGAUAUUUGUGUGGAGGAAAUAGCACUGGAAGGACUAGAAGGGAUCACUCCAGCUUGUUUAUGGUGUCGGCUUCAGCAACGGAUCCCAAAGUUCUCCUUGGCACUGGACCCCAAAUCCAAGCAGUUUCUAUGGAGUGGGAUCUUUCCAAACAGCGAUGUGGAGUUCUUUCGUCUACCAGAGCCGAGAGAGUUGCCCACAUUCCACCACCAGUAUGUUAACGUCGAUGAAGGAUCUGGGAUUGUUAUGAUUAAUCAGGAGAUUAUACGGAAGGACUACACUGUCUGUAUUGUCAAUAGUGCAGAGAAUGAUGGGGUACAGGGAUCGUGCCCUACCUUCAAAGAGAGGGUCAAUGUCAGUCAAGAGGUCAGAGGUCACGAUGGAAGCAAGGUCAUGACCUUAGAAGAAAUUCAAGAAAAAUGGGGUGAUUCUCUUGUCAUAGUAGCCAGUCCUGAGCUCCGCCACUCCACGUUAAUGGGAUCAACUGGGGAUCCGUCUGUGGAGCUACCUGACCUGAACUACUGCCUCCUGGAGUUUAUCGGACGCCAGCGACAUCAUGGCAUUAGUCAGGUGGAGCUUGGCAAAGCCUUUAACAUCAGUGCAGUCACCAUUUUUCACUACGGCAAGGAUCUUAAAUACAACAACUUCAUUGAUAAACAGAGUUGUUGGUGUGAGACCAGUAAACGGACACUGAAUUUCACCAUGCUUAUGCUUCAUCGCUUCUCAUCCUUGGCCAAGUACAUCACCAAGGGCCGUUACCCGAUGUUAGCGAGCCACAUCACUGACUUCCUGGAAACCAGGCCCAAGAAGACAGCCAAAGUUCAGGUUAUUAAGGAUUUGGUGAAGAAGAAGUUCUCAUCUUGGGCCUCCAAGAAGGACAUCUCUCCAACCUUUAAGAAGGUGUACCUUAUGUUACAGAAGAUGAAGGUGAUCCAGAUUGUGUACGCUCAAGGCAAAUGUGACCUCUUCAACAAGGUCGACUCAUUAAAACUGCUAAAGAAGAUCCCCUUUGAGAAAGAGGAACCAGUAGAAGAUGAACUAAACGACACAUACGAUCCAGGGGUAACAUCUGUCCGUGUAGCUGAACUCCCAAUGCAGUUUCAAGUCUACAACCUGAUUGAUAAUCUACAGCAUCGUCCACAAGGAAUUCAUACACAAGACAUUAAAAGAAUGUUAAAUUUGGAUAAGACGAGCCUGAGGACCCUCACAGACAAAGCCUUGAGAGGUAACAACUUAAUCACGUCUUUCCUUACUGAUGAAGGCAGGCAGAGGGUCAAUAAGUUUCAGACUACAGAGAUUGAUGAGAAGGUGUCAGAGAGUAAAGUUCUGGAUACGACGCCAUCUUCUUCAAAACAAAACCCUACAGACCCAACGCCUACUAAGACAUUGCAGACUGAGAGGUACACAAUGCGUAGAGAGAAGAUUCUUGACAUGAUAAAGAAGCAAAAAGUACAAGAAGGACCAUUCGCCAUGUUGAGGACAAUUCGAUUAGAUGAGGCAGAUGAGGGGAGAACUGAGAAAUGUGACAGAAAAUCUGUUCUAAGAAUAAUUGAUCGUCUGGUGAAGGAAGGACUUUGUAAAUCUUUCUCGACAGUGGUCAUGUCGGAUGACGGAAAAAACUCUAGAACGGUGAGCUUUAUAACAGACACUGACGUGAAACAGGACGACCCCAGAGUUUUGCAUAUUGUACAACAAGUCAAGUUCCGGAUAAUCAACUAUGUCAAUCACUUUCCCGUGACAAACCAUAUCGGGAGCAAACAAGUCAAGUUGCAAGCGAAACUGCCGGCAGUAAGAAAGAAAUGCAAGAAGAAGACGAAGCCGUGGAAGAGGAUUAGUCAGUUUGAGACUCUUACACAGCCUAGCGAUGAUGAAACAGAACCCUCUAGCCACAAUGCUUUACUGGAGGGUGAAGAAAAGGAAGACUUGGAAGGAAUGGAUAAAGAGAGACGCUUAGUUCUGAAAAAGAGCUUCUAUGGCCACUUGCAAAAGAUGGAGAAGCUGAAGGUGUUUCAUACAUUCAUGUGGUACAUUGUCUAUGGCAUGGCGAAUCAAGAGCCUGCUGUUGAGACUCCUCAGCCAGAAACCCCAUUCAAACAAAGUGAAGUCAUGACGAUCAAACAGGAAUUUGAUGAAGACCAACUAACACCAGUAAAAACGGAGCUUGAUGAAGUGUAUCUGGAGAGUAGCAGUCGACAAGGUACAGACAACCUGACUGGUCAGCCUACAAACCAACCAGUAGAGCCAGUACAAAUCACUAACCAAUCAGAGAGAGGCUCUGAUGGUGUGGUUGAUGGAAUGAUAACGAAGACGGUAAAGCUGGAAGAUAGAGGUUCUGGAUCACCUGCAAGUCAGUCUCAAGGAUGCCCUGAGGAUGGUUCUACUCCCAGGGACAAACACCAGGGAAAGAUCACGUCAUCUUCACAACGGGAAUCACAAACAGCGCUCAGUCUCUUUGAGUUAAUCCAACAGGGGAAUGUACCAACGGAGACGGAAUCCGAUCAAUCAACAAGCACUGAUGCCCCCUUGAACACGACUCACAAACACCACCUCAUUUCUGUGGAGCUCUCAGAUCGCAUCGAAACAGCAAACGUAGAUGCCACCACAAACCCUAAGCCCAGCCAUGUUCCCUCAGUCACCCCAGUUCCGAGCCUCGACCACUCUGCGCGCACCGAAAAGCACCAUGUGUUUCUCGAUGUCAUGGACUGGCGACGAUUCGUGAAGCCAUUACCUCGAUACCAGGACAUCAAAUAUGGCUGGUGCAUUCUUGGGGAUGUGGUUCUGUCGAUGCCUGUGGGCAUAUUCUGCAAGUGUGUUCCAUUGAGAUAUAUGAUUGACAAACUCUCGGAUUACCUCAACGACCCUGUAAAAUCCCUGUGGUUGGUCAAAGAUUUACCCCUCAAGAUACGCAGUCGCCUCCUUGAGGGCCGGAGGUACCUCGCCUUCCUGGCGAGGGAGGUUGAUCGUCUAGCAUCGAUGGGACUGGCCAUUUAUACACCACAUCCAAACGAGGGCAAAGAAAUGUUGUUUUCCUACAUCUGUCGCAAUGCCACCAUCGUGGACACCUCAUCCAGUGAACCAGGUGGAAACGCUGUUUCUGACAAACCCUAUCCCGUCCACAAACAUCACUUCAGAACACUCCAUGAUGUGGAGAAGUUUUGGUUUGAACUGAAGGUGAUUUGUUCAGACACGCCGCUCGGAACAGCACGACUGAAUUUACCACUUAGUGAGUUGAGCCUUAAAGUGCGGCUGUUAGCGUUGCCAAGGAAACUGGACAGUCACAAAGAUAAGGUCAUUGACGACGGUCGGAUACCUGGGGAUGGCCGGGGAGCUGCUGGAUUGGAUUCAAGUUUCUAUAGUCACCUUAAGAGGAACUGGACGCAUUCCACAUUAGAUCUAAACCGUAUGGUCAAGGGGGGCUUAGUGAAUCGCUUUGAGGAACCACAGAACAAACGGCUCCAGAGACUCCAGAGGCUUCAUCCACUGCAAAGCAAAACAGUUCUGCUCAGUGUCAAGCCAGGGGCUAAAGAAAAUGUUGUUGUGAACACCAAACUAGUUGAUGUAAAUGAGCACAAGGCAGAAACAGCCGGUGGAAAAGGUCGCAAGCGCAAGAGGGUCCCCGUGGAAGAGUCAGAGGAGAAAAAAGCAAAACGGAAGCGGCAGGAGGAACGCGUGAAGGCCAGAGAAGAAAAGCAACAGAAGAAGAAAGAGAGGAGACUGCAGACUGAGCAUAAGAAAGCGGUGGGCUUGACAACGAGGGCGACAUUCAACUGGGCUCCAGAAGAGGAUAGUUUGCUUCUGCUCUGCAGAGUUGCUUCAACCAUCCUGAUGAAGAAGUUAGAUUACCUGACGGUCAUCACCUGGGAAACCGUGCAUCACGUCUUCUCUAAGAAAGUGCCUAGCUCUGUUGAUUUGAGGAACAAGGAUGCGAAGGCUAUCGCUAAACGCUCCAUCAGACUCCUCAAGGGCGGCAAGUUCAAAACCAAUUUCGCUGUUUGUCUCGGUGAAUGUGCAGAAGACACGGAUCUAAUGAGCAGUAUUCCAUCCAUGACCGGCACCCACCCUCCAGAAUUCUACACCAAAAUCUACGAAGACCUUAUCGAUAAACUUCAAGAAAAAUUUAGACAUCGAGAUGGUCAGGUGGGCACCCUACCUGAUGACAUCACCAGUCUCCAUAGAAACUACAAUGUGGAACCGAUCGCAAGGACUGAAAAGGCGUAUAAGAUUUUCUUCAAUGUUGAGAAUGAAGCAGACCUAAAGAGACUUGCUUUACACACCAUUGUUCUGAGUUCCUUGAUGUCCCAGAGUGCCAGUGACUAUGAUGCCAAGCUUUCAUACAAGUUGUAUGAGCAAUAUGAUGCCAGUAUUCUUCAUGAUGUUUUUCUGUUCUGUCGCUUAAAGGGUGUUAUCUCUCGAUCUCGAGAAGGUGCCGUUAAACAAAAGAGGAUUGCACCCAGUGUUCCAAUGUCCUACCAGCUUUCUAACACCUACAUCAAACACUUCCGAUCAGAAAUCUCUCUGGAGGUACCCGAUGAAGCUCUCACUUGCCUGAAGGCGAUCAAACAAGCCGAGGAGGCUGAAGGUGUUCAAUUUCCUGUUGUUAGUCCUGGAGCAUGCGCAUGUCAACUUAUUCUUCUUGCUGAGGAUAAGAUCAAAUGUACGAUUGUUGUCCCAAAGCGGCUGGCUGUAGUGGACAGCAACUUGUUGGACCCAGAAACUCUGAAGCAGAUGGGACUUCUUAAGAAGGGUGUGGAUUCAGACUCGGAGAGUGACACAGAUGAGGAAUCAGAAGAUGAAGAAGAUGAGGAUGAUGUUGGGAAUGAGGUUGGCACUAUAGAGGGCGCUGUACAGGGUGGAGAGACGACAACAACAUACACAGACUUGGGGGUUGUAUUCGAGGACGCUGACGGGAAAGUUAAUAAUGCGGAUUCUGUUGAAAGCCUCUCAAACCUGGAGGAAGCUAAACCUCUGAGUCUAAGCAUAGAAGGCAAUGUUAUGGGUAUGCUUGAAGAACUCGCUAGCGGUGCACAGAAUGAGAUUGCACAAACGGGAAUAGACGAUAAAUUUACGAUUUGCAGUGAUCAUAACUACUUCGUUAGCAAAGAAAUAUCAACCGACAGUGCAGGGUUUAGUGAUGGGGUAGGGAAGAGUACUACUCAAUCAAGACCUGGUGAUAUUACUGAAGCUGUAGAAUCCAAGCAGACUCCAAAAGACUCUACCGAUGUCGCACAAGACGGCGGUGAGUUCAAGAUCCCCUCAGUCUCUCAGCAGAAACCAGCCACCAGGAACCCUACCGCCAAAUGCCUAGCUGCCUCCCAGAGUUCCUUUACCAAGUGGCUCAUAGCCCAAGGUCACUACGCUCCGGGAAUCUGCGGCAAAGGAAGAAUCCACAACCUGCAGGAUAAUAUCGUCCUCAGCACUUUUACCUUGAAACUCAGACCCAGUUUCCCGAACUCCACAGCCAGCCUCGAUCAUUCCUCUCAACCCAACCUCUUUUCUAGCCUGUUGGAUUAUCUUAUUAGACCCUGUAAGAAAUAUAUAGGGAUGGAGACUUCUUGUAGAUCUCAAGAGAGUUCACAAGCCUUGUAUCUCCAGGAUCUUCUAAAAGCCAAGUACUUGGAUCAACAAGAAGGCAGCUUGGAGAAACUGACAGAGAGGUGUUCAGAGUUGGGCCUCAGUUCUCCAGCCGUUUCGACAAUCAUCAAGGUGUACAACAAGAUCAAUGAGGCUGGAUUUCUGGGGCUAACCAUUCCCAAGCUGAAAAGGAUGGUAGCCCAAGUAAAUGCAGGCGCUACCACAGAGGUUCCGCUGUUGAGGUGCAUGGACUUGCUACUGAAGCAGCAAAUGGUAUUUGAAGUCGGUGCUAAUGAGCUUUGCCUGGUGACGAUGGAGCAUGUCUCUCUAUGGUGCAUCAGAUCACAAAGAUUAAUCUCUUGUGCUGAACAGACUGAUUCAGAACCAAGUAAGAAGAGGCUGUGCCCUGACAUCGAUCAAGAGACGGUAGAUUUGACCCAAGAAUCAAACGUGCCUCAAAGAUCAGUUUCCUCUGAGGAGCCAGUGCCAGAGUCUUGCUCCGACACUCAAUUGUUUCAAUGUGUUGACUUGACUAAGGAACCGAGCGCUUCAGGUAUCCCCGAAAUCAGCACUGGGGGAGAGGGUUUAGAAGCUGACAAAAACAAGAAACUCAUGUUAGAGGUCUCUCCCAAACAGGGUGACCUCCUUCAAAGGUCAGAGGGCAAAGUUAACCCAGACAUUAUUGACAUGGCUGCAGAUGAGCAGUCGACAAGAGAUGUUGAGAGCUCUGAAGUUUCAUUGAGAGAACGAGGUGAUGCUGUUGAGGGCAUCCUAGAGCAGAAGACUAGCGAGAGUGGGCGUGGUGCUGCAUUUAAGAGGAAACAAUUUGAGGCUCAGAGCCGAGUCUACGAGCCAGUGGUAUUCCAGCCGUAUCCAUGGCGGAAGGAAGACGGCACGAUCAACCAAAAGGAGCUCAACAGAAUGAUGAAAGGAAUCUGUCUUCUCGUCACGGAAAAACCUGGCAUCAAAGAAUCCGCCAUCUUGGACAAUUUCAAGGAUAUCUUGAGACGAGUAGACUGCCAGAGAAUUCUUAAGAUGAUGUCAGAACUUCAACUCAUCACCAGACACUGUGUCCACCUGCCUCAGCCUGGCAUAUUCAACAAUAAGUCAAGGCGCCAGACUUCCUUCUUCCACUACCACACCAGCCUAGACUGUUUGAUCAAUAUUGGAACACUGCUUAAUGAUCAGGAUUGAAGUUGGACGGUUUUCAGGAGUAACAUUCUUCUACUUGAGCUAUCAAUCUCUAACAUGUCGUGGCCAAGUGGUCAAGUGCAUCACACCGAGUCAUCUGAGUGAAGGUACCAGUACCGGUCGUGAAACAUGUCUUUUUGUGUGAGACACAUUAAUUGCUUCUCACCACUCAGGAGUAAAUGGGACCCAGCGAGGAUAGAGAUUGCUGUUGUGAACGAUAAGUGAAAUGUAUGUUGAUAUGGCUGCCGGUGCUGCAUACUCCUAAGGAGUUGAGAUGGUUUCAGGCCUGGAUAAAAGAUGGAUAAUUGGCUUCAGGUCGGAAGUCUUAAGAAAUUACUUCUUUCUCAAAAACAACAUUACUUUAUAGGGAGCCGUUUCUCACAAUGUUUUAUGCUAUCAACA